AUGAUCUUGGGAAUGUUCGCUUUACUGGUCUUUCUAGCAAUGCUCGAUGUUGCAGAAAUGGCCAAAAACACUAUCAGAGAAGAGGGAAUUACUCCCAUACCUUUAGACAGGAUUAAUCCUCGUACUAAAGAAUUCCGACGUAUGGACACCGACGGAGAUGAAAGAGUUUCGUUUACCGAAUUUCUUCUUGCCGAUACUCGCUACAUAGAAAAGCAAUCAACCAAAUUUCACAAAUUGGAUGAAAAUGGUGAGCACUCUGCAUUUUGGCGAAACAAGCUUAUUAAAAGCAGUGCGCAGCAUGCGUCUACACAGACUUGAAA
Messenger RNA from Cylicostephanus goldi, 320 nucleotides. The record is from the annotation of a GenBank genome assembly. Lineage: Eukaryota; Metazoa; Nematoda; Chromadorea; Rhabditida; Strongylidae.